AUUUUAUUCAUUAUUAUUAAACAUAAGUAAUAACUCCGCUGCCUUUGUUGAAACUUUAACUAUGUACCUAUAAGCACAGGCAAACAUAUUCUUCGAUUUUUGUUUUCGUUUUUUUUUUUUUCAUUUCGUAUUCCCCCCAUUUUGUCACAAUAUUUUCGCUUGCAGUCAAAACAUUCAAGUCAAUCGCGUAAAUAUUCACGCCAAAUUUGCAUAAGUUCGCAAUAAAAAGGCCAAGCGUCGACGAGUUGAGAGCAAAAUCCGAAAGGCAAAACGGCAAUACGGCAACAACAAAAUUGUGUUUGGUGUUUGAUAAAAAAAAAUAAAAAUAAACUCACACAAAAUUGUGACGACGCUAUGCAAGUGAUGUGGAUGGGUGUUAGAGCGACUUUGGCUGGAAUGGUGAGAGAAGUAGCAACAGGGGUGAGCUUUUGCAAAAUGUGAGCGGCGCAACGGAAGGGAAAACGACAGGUUGGGGCCUGCUCAUGUGGCAUGCGGAUAACGGGAGCAGGGCAGAGCAGCUGAUUACAAAACUCCGCCUCCACAAUAAGCGUAAACAACUCGGAGGAGACGAACAAAGCCAACAAAACACAACAAUAAAAGCAACAUAAAAUCGACAACAAAGCCAACAAAAACAACAAACGCAUUAAAGCAAAGUACAACAAGUUUACAUGAGCACCCAUACCAAAUAGCAACAACAGCAACUGAGUGAGUGUUUAGCUGAAAAGGGCGAAACACAAAACAACAAAAUACAUUCAUAAAACAAAGAGAGCAUUUAGCGUAUUCGCUUAAUGUUAGAAAGAGCACCUAGCGGCGCUCGAGUGCCGCGCACACAGCACAUGCGCCAUGACGUAAAGAACCGGUUCGCUUAACAGUAGCGCAAGUGAGCGCACUACACACGACUCUCUAACUAGGCGCGCUCUUUCCGCCAAUUGCCAUCACAAAGUCAGUGCAUACUUGACCGAGUGGCGCGGCGCUACUGUUGCUGUCUGAUUGGCGAGCUGCCGAAGUGAGCAGGCACGACAAUGUAGUGUGCUGCUCUCACGUUCACACAAUUCGCACGCUCAACAGGGUAGUCGUGUGGCCGACGCGUAUAACUGGAAUAUGUGCUAACUGGUUUUUCCAGUCCCAAAGCCAGUUAGUUUAUUCGCACUGACUUAUGAGCGUUGUGCAUAGUUGCGGUUCGGUCGGCUCACUUGCACACGCGACAACGACAAGCGACAAAAUGUGUGCAGCGUGUGAGCGCGCAGCAAAUGAAACCAGUAUAACGAAGCGUUGCUUAGCCGGUCUUCCGGCUCGUUGUUGGCUAACUAACUGGCUUUCGGACUGACAGGCGUCGUUGGCGUUGUCGUUGUCGUCGUCAUCGUCAUCAUCGCCAUCGCCUUCACAUCGGGUUGGAGCGAGCAAAAGUAGCAAUAGCAGUAACAGCGGCAACAGUAGUAGUUUGUGUUCGCGAGCAUAUUUGCAGCGCAGCAAAUGAUCACAUAAUCACCUCGUACCUAGUCGUUCACGCACUUUGUUUGUGGUUGGUUGCGCGUACAAAUCGUUCGCAGUGUCUCGAAUCGAGCGGUGAAUUUACUGUGUGUGGUUUGGUUUGGUGUUAACUCGCAAAAAUUCAAAACGCGCUUUGACGUGUCUAAACGCCGUCGUGUUAACGUUGUCAAUACGCGCGAUUGUCGUCGGUGGCUUAAAAAGUUAAUAUAUUUUACUGUUUUUGAAAGGAAAAAAUGUAUUAAAAAAUAAACGAAAUUAAAUUGUGUACAAUUGGAAGGUAAAGAGAAAAAACAAUUUUUGAAAAUACCAAAAAACCUAACGGUUGCGCGCGAAUUUAGCGAUUAGCUUGAAAAUCUCUAAUUUGCGUGAUUCAGUUGACUAAAGUGCUUUUCGAAGGACGGAUAAAAGCAAAUCGAUCUGAGUUUUACUUAUAUAAUGAGUUUUAUAAUAAAAGAAAUAACAAAUACGAGUACUAAAAUAUAAUAAAAAAUUUUAUUUAUAUAAACAAGAAAGUGUUGAAAAACAAAUUUUUUUGAAAAAAGAAACUUAUUAAAAACUGUAAAAUAUUAGAUACAAAAACGAAAGCAGUGUUAAAAAAUUAAAUAUUAUGAAACAAGAAACUAGGAACUCAAAAAUUCGAAAUUUUUCAAAAAGUAAUUAAAUACUGAAAGUAAUUAAGUCACUUUAAGUGAUUUUGAUUCUAGUUAUUCUAAUUAUCUUUCCCAAAAAUUCCAAAUCUCUGUGCUGUCUUCAGUUCAUUCACUAAGUGCUGAGCUCUGCUUAAGAUCAAAAAUAAUAAUUUUGCUAGCAAUUGUAAAAAAAAAAAAUUGAAAAUAUUGACAAAAAGCAACAAUUAAAACGCUGCAGAGAAACUCACGUGUGUGGCCGAAAUCACGCAUCAAUCCCUUUCCACCCGCCCAAAGCUCCCAAAGCAGGCAAUGCGACAGUGCAACACCCACGCCAACAAUUAGCAAAACCAAAAACAAAGCACGCACGCUAAAACAUACAUAACAUAUACAUAUAUAUAUAUAUACAUAUAAUGUACAUCUAUAUAUCAUAUAAACGUCAAGAAACUUUUGUUGCGGAGCAUUCAUGAUCGCCGUCGCGUAGAAAAUCGCUAAUUGCAGUGCGAAAAGAAAAAUGACACAAAUUAUACGCUAAUUAAAAGUGCAGUCUACUACUAGAGAGCAGCAGUUAGCGUGAAUAGUGGCAUUGUUGUUGCAAUUAAAAAUUCGUUGUUGAAAGUAUCUAUUACUGCCUUUAAGUCGUAAAGUGCGUGCUAUUGUUUAUAAUUCUCUAGAGGGCAAAAUACAAUACAAAAUAACAAAAAACAAAAGUGACUUAAAUCAUAAAAACAACAAAAAAAAACGCAUUUUAUUUCUAACACAAUUUGCUGCAACUGCAUCAUACUUUAAAUAGUAGGGUUUCAGAAAUAAAAAAGUUUUUAAUAAUUCAAUAAAAAAAUAAAAUAAAAAAUUUUUAAAAAUUGUAUAAAUAAAAAACACUGAAUUUAUAUUAUACAACAACUAGUGUGUGUAUUUUCACUUUGUGCACGCGUCCCCUAAAAAGCCGUCAAAAUUCUUGAUAAAGUGGCCUCGAUAGGCGCCAACACGCUUAACUUCACCGAUUUAGGGAGCCCCUAUGAGGGGCCUCCCAGCACACCACAAUCCGGCAUGGAUGCACCAGAUGCACCGCACACACCCAAAUAUAUGGAUGGCGGCACAACAACAACGGGCACACCAGGCGUACAAAUACCGGGCAAAUCGGCAUUUGUGGAGCUGCAACAACAUGCCGCCGCCGGUUACGGCGGCAUACGCGGUGGUUAUCAACAUUUCGGACCACAAGGUGGACAAGAUUCUGGAUUUCCAAGUCCACGCAGCGCCUUAGGUUACCCCUUCCCGCCAAUGCAUCAAAACUCAUAUUCCGGCUAUCAUCUAGGCAGCUAUGCGCCGCCCUGUUCGAGUCCACCAAAGGAUGAUUUUUCCAUAUCCGAUAAAUGUGAAGAUUCCGGCUUACGCGUUAAUGGCAAAGGCAAGAAAAUGCGCAAACCGCGCACAAUAUACAGUUCAUUGCAAUUACAACAAUUAAAUCGACGAUUCCAGCGUACACAGUAUUUAGCGCUGCCAGAGCGAGCCGAAUUAGCGGCGAGUCUGGGCCUCACGCAAACACAGGUGAAAAUCUGGUUCCAGAAUCGACGCUCGAAGUACAAAAAAAUGAUGAAAGCUGCACAAGCGCCUGGUACCGGCGGCGGCAUGCCAUUGGGUGGUGGUGGUCCAAAUCCUGGUCAACAUAGUCCAAAUCAAAAUAUGCACAGUGGCGGUAAUAACGGCGGUGGCUCCAAUAGCGGCUCACCAUCACAUUAUCUACCUCCCGGACAUAGUCCGACGCCAUCAAGUACGCCUGUGUCCGAGUUAUCACCUGAAUUCCCUCCAACGGGUCUUAGUCCGCCUACGCAAGCGCCAUGGGAUCAAAAGCCACAUUGGAUCGACCACAAACCACCGCAAAUGACGCCGCAGCCACCUCAUCCAGCGCCGCCACAUCCGCAAUCGCAUCACCACAAUCCGCCACCACAAAUGGGCGGCUAUGUACCGCCACAAUAUUGGUACCAGCCCGAGACGAAUCCUUCGUUACUAACUGUUCCCUCUCAUACCAAUUACAGGGUCUGGCCAGCGGUUUAACAGCACCACCACCAACAACAACAACAAUACAUACACCAAACCGAUCCUAUUUUCAUAGAUAAUUCCAAUGCGUAUAUUUAAUGAAAAAUAAAAACAAUAAACAAACAAAUUGUACACAAAGAAGGUAAUUUAAAAUUUAUCUAAUUGAAAAAAAAAAAUUUAAAUAAAGUGUAAAAUAUUUACAACAACAAAAAAUGCUGUAAUUAAAGUUAUAAAUUAAUAAUUUCAAUAUAUAAUUAUAUAUAUAGUUCCGUGUAAGUAAUUAAAGUAAGAAACUAAGAUGAAUUUAAUUACAAUUAUUUAUAAUUAAUAUAAAUAAAUUGUAAUUAUAAAAAAAAAAUAAAUAAAAAUAGUUGAAACUUUAACAGUUUAAAAAAUGUAGUAAACUCGAAUUAAGUGCUGAAAAUGUUGAUAAUAAUUAAAUAAUGAAUAAAAUAAAAAAAAUAAUAAUAAUAAAUCAAUAACAAAAUACAACAAAAAAAAUAUUUCGUAUUGUGUAGAUUUUUUUACUUUAUUUUAGUUUUAAUUUUCUUCAAAUUUUUUUUGUCAAAUACAAAAACAACAAAAAGUUUGCAGCUUUUUGCCGCUAAAAUCUACAUAUACAAGUACGAGCGUAUAUAUAAAAUACCACAAAAAAUCAGUUAAAAUCAGAUCUCUAUAAUUUUAUUAUUUUUCUUCAGACACCACUUACUCAUUUAAAUCAGGAAAAAAAUCGAAAUUGAAAAAAAUUUAUUAAAAUCGUAGUAAAAUUGUUUUAAAUGAAAAAAAAAUGUUUUUAUGUGCAAUAAUAUUUUUAAAGUAGCACAUAAAAAAAUAAAAAAUAAUAUUAAAAGGAAAAAAAAAUUAAAUAAAAAAAUUUUUAAAUUGACAUUUUACAAUUACCGUUGUUUUAGUAGACAAAUAAAAACUUGUGUAUAAAAACGUAAGUAAAAGCAAGCACGAAAAUUUUGAAUCCUAUUUUUUUUAAUUGAAACUAAAAUUUCAGCGGAAAUAUUUUAUGUAAAAAAAAUAAAGUAAAUAUAGAAACUGUAAAUUUUUGUAAAAAGCAAUUUUCUAGCGUUUAGCAAACAAAUAAUAUUUAAAAUAAUUUUGUGUUAAAUGUUAAAGCCUUUAGUUAACAAACACAAAACUGUAAAUAUAAAUAAUAUAUGCAAAACUUACAUAUAGUAGCUUAAGCUAAUUUAAAUUGUAAGUAAAGUGCGUUAAAUUAUUAUUAAAUAGUAACGUAAAAUUUGUCCCACUUUCCUGUAGUCGAUAGAAUUAUUACGCAAAGCAGAAGAAAACAAAAACACAAAAAGAAAAAUUAAAUUAAAAACAAGAAUAUUAAAUAUUUUUUUUUUUACUUUUUUUUAAAGAAAAUACAAACAAAAAGGUACCGUUAAUAAAGACAAAAUUUUUUAGCUGACCACAAAAUCAACAUAAUGCAACCUAACCUUACUUUUUUAAGCCCAGCAGUCGAAAACAAUUAAAACUUUCUCAAACAGACCAAAAAGUUAAGUAAAAUAUUUCUAUGAAAAUCACUACUCAACAAAAAACAACAACAAUAUUCGAAAAAAAAGUAUUUUGAGUUAACAUCUUUUUCUGGCAUUGGAACCCGCGCAGAAGUGACAUGUUUUUUUUAUUUUGAAAAGCACUUUUGAACAGCAUUUAGCGCUUAGUCAGGCAAACAAAAUCAUUAAUAAUUAUAGUAAUAAGUUAAACAUUUUCGAAAAAUGUUAUAAAAUGUGUGCGUACAUCUACAUAUAUAUAAACUUUUUGUUGUUGUAUGUAAGUCAAACUAAAGUAAAAAAAAAAAUAAAUAGACAUAAAGACAAAAUAUAUAUACAUUUAGACAUGCUAAACUUAGUAAUUCUCUAAUUGAAUUUAGUACUAAAUUAUAUAAAUAAAUAUAUAUAUAGCAAGUGUGUCGUAAUUGUAACGAAAUGAAACAAUACAAAUACAAUAAUAAUUCGUAUGGAAAUAAAAAUUAAAACAAAGAAAUUUUAAAUACAAAAAAAAAA
Messenger RNA from Bactrocera oleae (olive fruit fly), 6169 nucleotides. It is a transcript of the gene Dll, whose product is annotated as homeotic protein distal-less. The record is from RefSeq and is a predicted model, not a curated record. Gene Ontology annotation, molecular function: RNA polymerase II cis-regulatory region sequence-specific DNA binding; DNA-binding transcription factor activity, RNA polymerase II-specific. NCBI's taxonomy places the organism in Eukaryota, Metazoa, Arthropoda, Insecta, Diptera, Tephritidae. Gene Ontology annotation, biological process: regulation of transcription by RNA polymerase II.